This is a messenger RNA of Tetrahymena thermophila SB210, 3522 nucleotides long. RefSeq lists its product as hypothetical. NCBI's taxonomy places the organism in Eukaryota, Ciliophora, Oligohymenophorea, Hymenostomatida, Tetrahymenidae. The transcript has 8 exons. The record is from RefSeq and is a predicted model, not a curated record.
AUGGACAGAAGACAAAGUAUAAAAUAGAAUAAGUUAGAAUUUGGUAAUUUAGGGGAUUAAAUUUUGAAAACUUCAUCUUCUUUUGAAAGAUUGAGAAGACAAAGCUCUAUUAAUACUAUGAUAUCAUUUGGGAAUAACUAAGGUGCAAUAGUAGCAUCAAGAUCACAAGAAAGAUCUGAAAUGAAAAAGAACUUGUUUUUGCAGAAAGUGAAAAUGAUAGAAUAGAAUCAGUAAAGAGUGCCAUUAGUUCAUCAAAAUAGAAAUGCCGCUUUAAAAAAAUAAUUCAGUAUAGAAGAAAAGGCAACACUACAAAAUGAAGAAUUUAAAUCUAAUACUAAGCAUUUUUAAAAUCUAUUUGAUGAGCUAUUAUAUUCAAAUGAGUAGAAGUUAAAGAAACUUUAAGAAUUAUAGCAAAAGUAGAGUAUUGUUAGAGAAGAAAAAAUGUAUGAAGGCUAACCAAAUUCUAUAUUUACUUCUUCAUACAAAGAGGCAGCUAGCUAAUAAUUCGUCGAUGUUAGAGCUAUUUAUGAUUUAUCAAUGCAAUCAAAUGAUAAUGAUAUAAAUUUUUAAGCUAUUUUUGAGAGAGGUUAGAAUAAGAAAAGAGAGUUAGACUUUGCAAAUCAUAGAAUAAAUAAUGAACUUAUCAAUGAUGAAAUUGAAAAAAACUAAAAAUACAUUCAAAGCUACAAAAAUAAUUCUGAUAAAGAAGGAGCUUAUAUCAAAGAAGAACUUAAAAACUACAAUUAAACUUAAGACUAAAUAUAAAAAAUUCAAAAGAAGCUAGAAUCACAAGAUGAAUCAAUUAAACAUUUAGAGGGGAUCCACGAAAACAAGUUGAUGCAAAUAAAUGGAGAACAAACACUAAAUAAAUAUAUAAAUACAAUUUGUUUGCUUUAUAAAACAUUUGUAGACAAAGAGGAAGGAAUGACAGAUUUAGAUUUCUAAAAAGCUAUUGAUUAUGCUGAUUAAUUGGAAAUUGAGAGUCAAUAAUUAGGUAUAGAUAGGCAAACUUAGAAUGAAGAAACUAAUAAAUUUUAAGAUAUUAACAAUUAACUCGUCAAUGAAAUGACUGAAUAAAUCAUAAUUCAGUACUAGAAAUAUUAAGAUUUAAAUGAAAUUUUCAGAGCAAGGAUAGGAGAUUUACUCAUUUAAAAAAAUAAUUUAAUUUAUUAAUCACCUUCUUAUCAUGUCACACAUAAAAAUUAGUAAGACACAAAAAAAGAAAUCACAAAUUUUUAACAAAAAAUCGAAUUCAAUUAUUUUGAGAUUGUUUAGCAGGAUUAAGAAAAAUAAAAACAGUUUUAAAACAGCAGACACGAAUUAGCUGACCUUGAGUAUCUAAUAAGCAAAUGUUAUCUUUUUGUUGGCUAAAUACUUUUUAGGUUCUGCAGGAAUCUAAUAUCAGUAAGGUAGCUAAUAUAUUCAAUUGAACACAAAGUAUAAGAAUAGAAACUUUUAAUUCAGUAAAAACAUGAAGAUGAAUUUUAAGAUGAAAAUUAAAUGUCAAAUUCGUCAGUUAAUAGUUAAAAUGAUGAAGAUGAAGACGAAGAAGAAGAAGAUGAUGAUGAAGGGAAAUUAAGCGAAAUUAUCAAUUCAAAUUAAAGAUUUUUUUCAAUACUUGAUGUUAUCAUGAACUAUAUUUCACAAACCAAUUAAGCUUUCGAAUCUCCUGUCAAUUAUGCUAAAAGUUCAAUUUAUAAAGAAGCUAAAAAAUAAGAAAAUCAGAUUUAAAUUAAUAAAAACUUAAAGUUGCAGAAUCUAUUCAAUGAGGUUUUUAGCUACUAGUCAGAUUGUUUUGAAGAGUUUUUUGAAUUAAUUAGAAAAGAUUUAAUCAUAUAUUAUUUCUGCAAAAUAAGAAAUUUUAGUGAUUUUUUUAAAGAAAUUAAAUUUAAAGUUUAAGAAAAAAAUUAAGAAGAGAAAAUGAAAUAGUUAUAUUAAAUCUUACAAUAAAAAGAUCAAAAUACUUAAGGAAGCAUAUUAAUAAAUAAUUAUGACAAUAAUUAUUACGACGAAGCAAAUAUUAAAUGCAGUGAAAAAGAAAUAAUGCUAAAACUAUUUAUAGAAAAUUUACAGCUACUAAAGUAAUAAGGAUAAGAUAAUUUUUUAAAAAUUAUAAAUAAUAAAUUUUCAUACAUAACUUAUUUAAUAAAAACCUGUUAUUAAUAAAACACAAUUCAAAAGUCUAAUUAAAUACCUAAGCUUUAAACACCUAAGAAUGAAUAAAGCUAAGGAUAAUUAUAAAAGUAAAAAUCAUCAGAAUAGAAGUUUCCUGUUUAGAAAAAAUAUGACUGGAAAUCUGAAAUCGUUUAAAAGAAAAUCUCAGAGAUAUAAAUGUAAAAAGGGUAUGAAGAGUUUUAAAUUAAUAUUAUAAGCAAGAGAGCUAGUUUAUUACCUAAUAGAAAUGGAUAGCCACAAAAGUAAGGUUCUAUUAAUACAGAAACUUCACCAAUUUUAUCGAUUUAAAGUUAAAAAUUUGAUUAAAAUGAUAUUGUUGAUACAGAGGAGGAUUAAUUCCUUUUAGAUUAAAAUAAAGAUUAAAAAAAAUUAGUUGAAUAAGAGAUUAAUGAAAUGUAUGAAUCUAAAUCCUCAACAGAUUAAACAAAUUCACAACCAUUCUAAAAUUAUUUAGAAAAAAAGUUUAGAUUAGCUAAAAUUUAAAGUGAAGAAAAAGAUCUUUGGCAGAAAAGAAAAAGAUUUGAGAAAGAUUGUAAUUAGAUUUUAAAAAUGGAUAAUCAACCCUUUUUAAGUUACUUUGAUAUAAAAUAUGGCUUUCAAAGUCAUAGAUAACUUUUAUAAAAACCCGAUAAUCUAAUUUCUUAGAACAAUAAACCAUUUCGUACAUCAAUUCAUACAGAUUAUGUAGAAGAAUCAAAGAAGCAAUAAGACUUCGAAAAAUCUUCAAACAAAUCAAAAUAAUCCCUAUUUUAGAAAUCAAAAGAAAGGUAAAAUUCUUAAAGAAGUUCCUUUACUGUCAAUACAGACCAUACACAGUAUAGCUCUUUACAAAAUACACCUAAGCGGUCUUUUAAUUCUAAAUUUAAUCAUUUUAGUACAAAAAAUUCUUUUCUCCUAAAGGAAGAAUUUAAAAGAGAUAUAAAUUUUAGCGUAAAAAAUUACAUAGACCAGAAAAGCUAGUAAAGAGAUUUAUCACAGUAAUCUAAAGAAAAAUAUUUUGACCAUAAAAGAAAUAAUACAUAAAUUUAAUAAUUUCAUAAUAAUAAUAAUCAAAAAACUAGCUAAAAUAGUUAUUUUAUAAAUAGAGCUAAAUCGAAUUCUGUAUUUGAGAUUAAUACUGAUUUCAAGAAACAAAGUAAAAUAAUUACUAAAAGUAAAAAUAAUUCAAAAACAAAACAGAGCCUUUAGUUAACAUAAAACGAUUUAGUAUCAAGCAAAUUAUUAACAGACUAUUAUCAGAAGCCACAAUCAAUAUUUCAAUCAAUCAAACAAGAAAAUUUUUUAGAUUAAAAUUCUCCAAGUUGUUUACUUUCACCAUACAAAUCAUUCAAUAAAUAAUAUAUUUGA